AUGGUGAGAAGGCAGUCUCGACGUGACAGCAAUAAUGACAUGGGUCAAGUGUCAUCUCAAUUCGAGAGUGCCCAUAUGAAUGAGAAAAUUUCAACCAUGGCACCUCCAGCAGAUAGAACCGAGACGAAGAAGAAACGAAGGAAAAGAAAGACAAGAGCUCCGGAGGAAGAUAAUGGUCACGAUGCACAAGAGAGUGCAAGAGCUCUUUUACAACUGCGAGGGGGCCAAGAACCGAUCAAGGCUACGCAAACUGAAGACGAGAAAUCUGUCAUCUCUGAUCAUGUUCAGAGCAUUCCUCCAACUCAAUAUGGCCCUGAAAUGACGUCGCAGGAGAUCAUAGAGCAGAAUGAGAGAAUUGCUCAAGCGGAAAAGAGGAGGCGAAAGAGAAUGUCAAGAGCGCUAAACGAGCUUGAUAUAGAAGGCACCCAGCUGACAGAUGCAGAGCAGCCAUCUGCUUCUCUUUCGUCAAGGGAUCAUUCCCCAUCAGAAGAGCCAGGUGUACCUCAGCAGAGGUUGUCGCAUCCACUCGAUGAUCUUUCUACUGAUGAUGAGGUUGAUGAGAUUGCGAUUGGGACCCAAGACUUUGGGGGAAGUUCGCGAUCACAGAAAAAACCAACGACAGUUCCGUCAACCAAACCGCGGCUUGCAGAAGAAGAGGCCCCUUCUCGCCCGGCUAUAUUGCCCACAUACACAACCUCUCAACGCGCGCGAGGUAUAGAAGCUGCCACAUCCGACGGUCCUACCAAAUCACGAAAAACGAAACGAAAGCGAACCCGUGACUCAGACGUAUUUGACCCACCUCAAUCGUAUCAGCAGCAAAUAGAAGAUUCGCAACUAUCUCAAGGAGAUGAGAAAAACACUUUGACCGCACGUGCUAACGAAACUAACGCGCCUCGUCAGUCUACCCAAAGUGAAAAUAUGCCCAUCGAUCCUGGCUUACGUAGCCUUGAUUUAUCGAUGCUGGAGCAUGAAGUGGAUCGAGAUUACGCGAGCAGCCAACGUUCCGUAGAGAACCCCGAGGAUCCCGAACAACGCCAUAAGCGGCGACGGGUGGAUCAAGUCCGGCCGACUUCUUUGCCUAAUGACUCGAACGAAGACGAGAAAUUGAAUGAUACUUAUAAAAGCGCCUACAACCCAGAGGAGAAACAUUCCAGUGAAGUAGAAGGAGAGGAAAAGCCAAGUUCGUCACAGCCUCAACGGCGAAGGAAAAGUGCCACAAAUAGUGAGAAACAUUUUGGGGCAGCCGAGUUGGGUAACAUUGAGGCAUUUCGUGACAUAUGGUGUAUGGAGCACGAAAAGAGCGUCCAGCAAUUCCACGAUCUCAUCCAAGCCAACCUUCGCCAGAACCCUGAGGCGGCAGAGCUUUUCAGAGAGAUCGAGGGCUUGUUUCCUAAUGCUCGGUCGUCAUACAUCCAGCGCUAUUGCCGACGUAAGUUUCAUAACUUCCGAGCCCGAGGCACCUGGGAACCCAAUGAAGAUGAGAUGCUUCGUGACGCGGUGUUACAACAUGGUCAAUCGUGGAAGAAGAUUGGAGAGACGAUCGCACGCUUCCCCGAAGACUGCCGUGAUCGCUGGCGCAAUUAUCUAGAUAAGGCAGAAAAUCGAAAUAAGGAGCAAUGGACGGAAGCUGAGUUGCUGAAUCUAGCGGGCGCUAUUCUCGACUGUUUGGAUAUGGUCAAAGCUGAGCAAUGCGGUCAAUACAAAGAACUAAAUGGCUAUCGCGGACCUUUUGCGGAUUCAAAAAUCGAUUUGGGACCCGAGGAUAUGAAGAUUGUCAAUUGGCAAGCCGUGAGUAAUCGCAUGGGUGACGGCGGAGGUGGAAGAUCCCGAUUACAAUGUAGUAUGAAGUGGAACAAGAUGAAAGAAGCAGAUCGAAUUCAUUAUUUGCAAGAAGCACGUGAGGCUCGCGAAAGGGGUGAGGUCUUCGGUUCUAGCAACCACCCGAGCAUGAAACAUACGAGGAUCUCUGCUUGGCGCACUAAGGUCGCAAACGAUAAAGUGAAGCACAUGUAUCCUGGUGACAAGGUCGAUUUGUUGCAAGCUAUACUCGGGAGUGGCGCAUCGACUGAAGGUAAUCUACCUUGGAAAACGAUGGGACCGGAUUGGUGGAAAGACAGAUGGACGACGCAGGAGAGGAAGGCUGCGUGGUUACUGCUCAAGGGUGAGGUUGACGGCCAUGAGGACAUUGAAUAUCAGGACAUUGCACAGAGGCUCUUGACACCGUUGUUAGACGUGCGUCCGCUUGAGAGGUGGGAUACUAGAGAGUACGAGCAGGAAAGAGCAAGAAAGAAGCGACGGCCUCCAACGAAGAAGAAGAAGAAGAACAAGGAGACGGAGCUCCAUGAAGAUGAUGGCACCCCGCGACAAAAGGGCAAACGAAGGCGAAAAUCCAAGAGCAAUGCUGUCGUGCGCGAAAGCGACGAAGACAUUGAUGGCGACUUCCAUCAAGGAGGGACACAGUUCUCAGAGACUUCUCCGGGCUACGGAUCGCUUCAGAACUCUACCCCAAAGGCACAAACGGCACAGAUGUACUCGAGAAAGAUGAACCCUUUUGGUGAGGUCGCAAAUGGUGGACGCGAAGAGGGCCUAUUCUUCGAUUCUCCGGGUCAGGAUCAUGCUAAUGAACGAUUGGCAAUGAAUGAGAACAUAGGAGCAGGAUUGACGAGACAAGUCGAGAGCUUGCAAGAAUAUAGCUAA
Messenger RNA from Bacidia gigantensis, 2697 nucleotides. RefSeq lists its product as uncharacterized. Gene Ontology annotation, cellular component: nucleus. The transcript has a single exon. The coding region runs from base 1 to 2697 and encodes 898 amino acids. The record is from RefSeq and is a predicted model, not a curated record. Gene Ontology annotation, molecular function: DNA-binding transcription factor activity; transcription cis-regulatory region binding. Lineage: Eukaryota; Fungi; Ascomycota; Lecanoromycetes; Lecanorales; Ramalinaceae. Gene Ontology annotation, biological process: regulation of DNA-templated transcription.